Molecule: messenger RNA, 1434 nt
Organism: Saitoella complicata NRRL Y-17804
Lineage: Eukaryota; Fungi; Ascomycota; Saitoellomycetes; Saitoellales; Saitoellaceae
Exons: 2
Coding region: 198-1091 (297 amino acids)
Source: RefSeq, a predicted model, not a curated record
ACGGAAGACUUUUACGAAAGAAAACACUGCUGCGUUAAGGGAGGACAUUCGUUCAAGACGACGAGGUUUGUUCAUUACGAAGAACGAACCGCUCGACAGAUCACUCCGCCCCACACGACUCCGCUCCUCCGCGCUAUACGACACGACCCGGGUGACAAAGACGAACAAACGACAGACGACAACCAACGACUAGGAGGAUGAUUUCCCUCCGCACAACCUCCUUGACAAUCUCCCUCUCCUCACUCCUUACAAAUGCCCUAACGACCCUUCUCGCCCGUCAAUUACCAGCAGACGAUUAUCUUAUGAGUGAUGCGUUGAGUUGGUAUGCGUGGUUUGCGGUGGGUGUAUCGUGGGUUGGGGUUUGGGGGGCAUGGCGGCGAGACGCAACAAAGCUAUCCUUCUUCUCCGCCUACUACACAAUCGAAACAAUCCUCUCCUUCCUCCUCCGCACAUUCUUCAUCUUGUGCAUCUUCACGUUUCAGCAAGAUCUUUGUACGUUUUUUACGCGGACGCCGAAUACUUUCUCGCCGAUUCAUGAGCAUAUCCCACACGGACCUCCACCAGCGCACCAUCACGCCGCACUCGGGGGUCCCGGAGCAGGGGUUUACGAGGGACAAUUUGGCGGAGUGGUAUUCUUCGACGGCCCCCACCUAACCGAACAAACCUGCCGCAACCUGGUCGAGACCCUUCCCAUCGAAUCCCUCGUCUCCAUCUUCCUCGCGAUUGGAGCCGCGGUACAGGUUUUGGGCGCGGUUGUUGUGCAUCGGUAUGCGAAUGAGUUGUGUACGCGGACGGAGUGGAGGGAACAGAGACGGAGGAGGAGCUCGAGUGUGAGUAAGGAGGUAUGGAGGGUAGAAGAGAUGGAGGAGGGGUUGCCGGCGUAUGAGCCUGCUGCUCCGGCGUAUGAGAGUGAGGAGAAGAGAGGACAGGGGGUCGAGGUGCCGUUGCCGGCGUAUAUGGAUAUCGCUGCGAACGAAGCAGAGGAGCGGGAACAGCAGGAAGAGAGCGUGCAGGAGAGCGUGAGGGUUCGUGGACCGGUUUGUGCCGGGGUUCAUUGUGUUUGGUUUGAGGAGGAUGAUUUGCAUUUCUGAUGGGCACUCCUUGUCAUGGGUGCUUGACGGAUCCGUGAGUGAGUGUACGAUGGAAUUGACAUACGAUGCCUUUUGCUUUGUUUCUCUUUGAGUGUUUCUGCUCGGGCAGUAUGAUUUACUGGUUUGUAUCUUUUGUUUUGUUCGUUUUUCCGGAGUUCGUUCAGCUUGCAGUUGUCUUUGAUGCAUUCAUUUUACGGGUUACAUUAUGAUUAGGGAUGGGUUGGAAGGAUAGGACACGGCUAGGUCAUUUUCAAUGCUUUGCUUUUCUUGAAUAACGUCCCUUCUAUGUGAAAGCGAGCGUGGUAGGCUGUGUGUUCGAUGUGCAAACGACCUUGUUGUCGUU